ACCGCAAAUACGUCGGUGACGACGUCGAUGCACGUCAGUGAUGCUCAUUUGCUUGUUAAGGUCUUUAGUAAUAAGGUAGCAAAUUAGUGACGAGCAAAUAUUCCAAAGCUGAUACACUUUAGUGAACGAGUAUGAUGACGAUGAUAAUGUCACGAGAAUGUGCACCUCCGUGACAGAAGUGAAUCGCGAGCUGACUGAUCACAUUUGUCGGAUGUGGCGUAGUUGAUUGUAUUCAGUAAAAAAAUUUUAAGAAUAAUAAACAUGGCGUAUCGCGGUGUCAAAGGUUCUGAUCCAUUUGUAUCGAAAACAUCACGAAAUGAACGAUUUGCACAGAUGUCGAAGCAAGAACAAAUUAUUCAACAAAAAAAAUUGGAAAUUCAGGCUAAAAUGCAAGAAAUGAAGGCCAAACAAGCUGUUGAAAGUACAAAAAAAACUGGCUCAUCAAAUACAUUGCCUUCUACAGUUACUAAAGUUACUUCAACUAAGAGAGAAGAUGAGAAGCCAACUACUGCGCCUACAAUUAAUUUAUUUGCUAAUGAUGGCAGUUUCUUGGAUCAAUUCAAAAAGAUUUCGAGUAGCAAAAAUAUGCCGAAGCAAGAAGCUGCACAAGCCAAGACUGAGGAGAUAAAGAAAGAAGAUAGGAAAGAAGAUAGAAGUGAUAAAAAUUAUGAAAGCUCAAGAGAAAGGCGAUGGAAUGGAGAAAAAAGUAGAGAUUGGGAUAGAAGAGAUAGAAGAAGAAAUGAUUCAAGAUGGGGAAAAAGCUCUGAUAGACAUCGUAGUUCAUCUUCCAGUCCAUCUCCACCGAGACAUAAAUCCUCUCCUAGUCCUGAUUCCCGACGGUAUCAUCAAGCAUCCAACGGCUCUAGGUCACAAUUUAAUCAACAACAACCGCAACAAUCUUGUCCGCCUCAACCCGUAAAUCAAUCUUCUUCUAUUCCUUCUCUUAUACCUCAGGCUGUGAUGCAAAUGACCAGCACACCACCUCCAAACCUAAGAAAUGUUCCCCCACCAAAUCGUCCAAAUGUACAUGGAGUGUCUUCUGUCAAGAAUGAGAAUUAUUCUAAUUUAGAAACUCAUCCAUCAACUCCUCGGAUGGCUGUACCUCCACCUCAUCUUAUUCGACCACCGCCGCCUCCGCCAAUUAAUACUAAUGUACCGCCGCCUAACAUAUCUAUUUCUCAAAACGUUCCGAUGCAAAAUAUCCAGCCACAUCCAUGCCCCUCUUCAACAUCAUCUCAACACAUCAUUCCACCGCCAUGUAAUAUUCCAACUCUAAAUACUCUCCAACCGCCAAGUAUUCCAUCAACAAAUGUCCGGCCACCAAAUUUACUACCUCCUAUAAAUCAAAUGCCACCUAAUAUGUUACAAAUGAAUGCAAACCAAGCAAUAGUUGUGACAGUUGCAAGUGUUCCUAACGUUCCACCGCCUCCAGUUAUUUCACCAAUUAUUAUGUCAGCACCACCACCUGUUCAUAGCUCGACUAUUAAUUCUGUUCCUCCUCCGAAUCUUAAUAUUCCUCCACCUAAUGUACCGCCACCUUCAAUCAUUCAAAAUCCAGCACCUUCAACGCAUCUUCUACCUACCACAUAUCCAAUUCAGAAUCAAAUACAGAUGCCAGUUGUCAGGCCUAAUGUUCAAAUACCACCACCAGUCAGACCUCCAACUAAUUUAUCAUCAUCUACUGAUCCAUCAGCUCCUAGUGGUCUUGUAGAAGCCGAACAAUUAGCACGAAUCGUCGCAGAUUGUGGUGAUGCAAUUGAACAAGAAGUACGCGAGAAGAAUGCUCAAGAUCCUAAGCUAUGGUUUCUGCACCAAAAGCAAAGUGCAGCGUACCUGCAGUACAGGGGAUUGGUGGCCAAGUUUCGUGCUGAGAAAGCGGAAAAAGAAAACAACAAACGAAGCAGUGGCGCUGAACCUUACUGUCCUGAAGAAGCUCUUAGUGAUAAUGAAGAUGUUGAAAAGACGUCUAAUAAACAUAUCUCUCUAAGUGAUAAUAAUUCUAAAGAAGAUAGUAAAGAAGAACGAAAGCGAAAAAGACGAAGUCGGUGGAGUGAACCCGAUAAUAAAGUUACUAUUCCCGGGCCGACUUUACAACCUGGAUUGCCAAAUGUGAAUCCACAAAUUCGUCCACCACCUAUCACUUUACCGGUACAACAUGGUCAAGGGUCGUUGUUGUUAACACCAAAGAUGCAAAAUGCCAAAGGAAAGAAUCCAAUGUUGACUAAAAUAUCUCGAAGUGACCCUGCGUUGAUUCAAUAUGCAAGACAGACCUUUGGUACUUUGGAUCUUAAUGAAGAACAGUGGAAAAAGGCUGAAGAUCAUUAUAAAAUAAAUUUAUUAUAUCAAAAUCUUUUGAAGAAAAGAGAAGAAGUGAAACGUUUAGAAGCACAGGGAAAGCAUAAAUAUGAAUAUGAUAGUGAUGAAGAAGUUGAAGGUGGUACAUGGGAACACAAGCUAAGGUCAGCAGAAAUGGAAGCAACUCAGAUGUGGGCUGAAGAGUUGACAGCUCAAGCUGAAGGAAAACAUCAUAUUGGAGACUUUUUACCUCCUGAUGAGCUUAAUAAAUUUAUGGAGCAAUAUAAUGCUCUCAAGCAAGGAAAAGAGCCAGAUCUUAGUGAUUAUAAAGAGUACAAACUCAAAGAAGAUAAUAUAGGUUUUCAAAUGUUACAAAAGCUUGGAUGGAGUGAAGGUCAGGGUCUCGGAAGUGAAGGUAGUGGUCGCACUGAGCCUGUAAACAAAGCAACUACAAGACUGGAUAGUGCCGGUUUAGGAACAGAAAGACCUGAUAAUAUAUCGAGAGAUGACGAUGAAUUUGAUGCCUAUAGGAAAAGAAUGAUGCUUGCCUAUCGAUUCAGGCCAAAUCCUUUGAAUAAUCCAAGAAGGCCUUAUUACUAAUUCAACAAUUAAUCAAAAUAUGUGGCCAUUAAUUAUAAAAGAACACCAACAUCCCAAGUAAAAUUUUUUCUAUAAAGACAAAAAAGAGACAAUAUUAUUUUGUAUAUUUAAUUAAAGCACAUGUUUAAUGAACAUGACAUGAUAAUUAUUGUUGAUAUGAAUGCUAGUAAAUAUAUCU
This is a messenger RNA of Chelonus insularis, 3073 nucleotides long. RefSeq names its product arginine-glutamic acid dipeptide repeats protein. The record is from RefSeq and is a predicted model, not a curated record. Gene Ontology annotation, biological process: RNA processing. NCBI's taxonomy places the organism in Eukaryota, Metazoa, Arthropoda, Insecta, Hymenoptera, Braconidae. The transcript has 9 exons. The coding region runs from base 262 to 2895 and encodes 877 amino acids. Gene Ontology annotation, cellular component: nucleoplasm. Gene Ontology annotation, molecular function: RNA binding.